Molecule: messenger RNA, 1014 nt
Organism: Rotaria sp. Silwood2
Lineage: Eukaryota; Metazoa; Rotifera; Eurotatoria; Philodinida; Philodinidae
Source: the annotation of a GenBank genome assembly
AUGACUACUCGACCUAUGUCUGCUGGUUCACUAACAUUAGAUCAACGACAAAUAGUUCGUUGUCAAUCGACUGAAGAAAUAAAAUCAAAUAAUGCUCAGCAGAACAAUAUAAAUCAACAAAUUCGUAGAUAUGCAUAUGAUCAUCAUAAUGUAUUAUAUCGCCAAAAUCAACGUGAUGUGCAAUUAGGGCAUUCUAAUCCAUCGAAUGAAAAUUCACUACUUCAUAGUUUUGCUUCGAGCCAAAGUUAUCUACCAGCAGAACACGUCGAUUGUCCUAUGGAUGAGCGUGUACGUUUUAUGGAUGAUUACCACCUUUCAUCGACUAUCGAAGAACGUUUUAUAUAUCCUCGAGAAAGCGAAUGUAUACAGGAUACUCAAGAACAUCGCAUGCUACCAACAAUUAUUUUAAAUAAUAUUGGUUCAAGUCAAAUCACCAAUGGUGAAAAUAACCGUAUUAACAUGGAUGUAGUAACACAAAAUAAUCCCGGUAAAAUUACUGCACCAUUAAGCCCAAUUGACAUACCGGCGGAGACUACUGUGAUAGGCAAUGCUGUAACAGGAGCACCACAUGAGAUUUCACAGGACACAGAUUUUUCCGUUAUUACAAGCGAAACACAAAAUAUUCAUGAAAUAUCCAAGGACAGUGUUACGGAUGAAGAAAGUCUUAUUCCUGAUAGCUUCAUGUAUGUUGAAGAUAAUGAUGAAUCAAUUCAUUGUAACAAUCAAAUAGUAGUUGAAACAUCACCAAAUAAUGCAGCUAUUGCUAAUGUUGUUUCAACACGUACUCCAUCAAAUCAAAUGAAUAAUGUUGAUGAACAAUCAGCUCGAACAAAAUUGACAAAUAAUACAGAUACAUUAUCUCCUGAAACAUUAGAAAUUGCACGAGAUAUUGCUACAAAUGAAGCUACUCCUCAAGCAAGUUUAUGUGUUGGUGAUAUACAAGCUACAAGAGUUGCAAAAUUACCAACUGCAUUUGAACCAAUUGAUGAUUCAAAUGAAGAAAUUUGUCCAUAA